ACUCAAGCCUACACCCUGGGAAUGAGGACACUGAGCCAGCUGCUGAGAUUCAACAGGAUAGCCACUAAAGUCUCUUUGAACUCUAUAUUGCCAUGAUCCUAUGUCUAUGGAUAACUAGAACUUGACAUGGACACUCUGGAUUCCAUACCAUGUGGAGUAAUUGUUACUUCCAUGUGACUUCUACUGGGUUUUUAAUAGUGCCCAACCCAAGUUCAAAGGCUGAUGAGAGAAAAAUCUCAUGAGGAGGUUUUACUCUAGGGAAAGGUUGUUCAGUGGCUGUGAUCUUGGCUCACCAGGGAAGAUGUCAAGCUCCUUCUGGCUCCUUCUCAGCCUUAUUUCUGUCACUGCUGCUCAGUCCACCACUGAGGAACAGGCCAAGACAUUUUUGGACAAGUUUAACCACGAAGCUGAAGAUUUGUCUUAUCAAAGUGCACUUGCUUCUUGGGAUUAUAACACCAAUAUUACUGAAGAGAAUGCCCAAAAGAUGAAUGAUUAUGGGGACAAAUUGUCUGCCUUUUAUGAAGAACAGUCCAAGCUUGCCCAAACUUAUCCACUAGAAGAAAUUCAGAAUGUUACAGUCAAGCGUCAAUUGCAGGCCCUUCAGCAGAGUGGUUCUUCAGGGCUCUCAGCAGACAAGAGUAAACAGCUGAACACAAUUCUAAGCACAAUGAGCACCAUGUACAGUACUGGAACAGUUUGCAACCCAAAUAACCCACAGGAGUGCUUAUUACUUGAACCAGGUUUGGACACAAUAAUGGCGAACAGUAGAGACUACAGUGAGAGGCUUUGGGCUUGGGAAGGCUGGAGAUCUGAGGUCGGCAAGCAGCUGAGGCCAUUAUAUGAAGAGUAUGUGGUCUUGAAAAAUGAGAUGGCAAGAGCAAACAAUUAUGAGGACUAUGGGGAUUACUGGAGAGCAGAUUAUGAAGCAGAGGGGGAAAAUGGCUAUAAUUAUAACCGCAGCCAAUUGAUUGAAGAUGUGGAAAGUACCUUUGCACAGAUCAAACCAUUAUAUGAACAUCUUCAUGCCUAUGUGAGGGCAAAGUUGAUGAACGCCUACCCUUCCCAUAUCAGUCCGACUGGAUGCCUCCCUGCUCAUUUGCUUGGUGAUAUGUGGGGUAGAUUUUGGACAAAUUUGUACUCUUUGACAGUUCCCUUUGAACAGAAACCAAACAUAGAUGUUACUGAUGCAAUGGUGAACCAGGCCUGGGAUGCAAAAAGAAUAUUCAAGGAGGCUGAGAAUUUCUUUGUGUCUGUUGGCCUUCCUAAUAUGACUCAAGGAUUCUGGGAAAACUCCAUGCUAACUGAGCCAGAAGAUGGCCGGAAAGUGAUCUGCCACCCUACGGCUUGGGACCUGGGGAAGGGCGACUUCAGGAUCAAAAUGUGCACAAAGGUGACAAUGGACGACUUCCUGACAGCCCAUCACGAGAUGGGACACAUCCAGUAUGAUAUGGCAUAUGCCAUACAACCUUUCCUGCUAAGAGAUGGGGCUAAUGAAGGGUUCCAUGAAGCCGUUGGAGAAAUCAUGUCACUUUCUGCAGCUACACCUAAGCAUUUGAAAUCCAUUGGUCUUCUGCCACCUGAUUUUGAAGAAGACAAUGAAACAGAAAUAAACUUCCUGCUCAAACAAGCACUCACGAUUGUUGGAACUCUACCAUUUACUUACAUGUUAGAGAAGUGGAGGUGGAUGGUCUUUAAGGGUGAAAUUCCCAAAGAUCAGUGGAUGAAAAAAUGGUGGGAAAUGAAGCGAGAGAUAGUUGGGGUGGUGGAACCUCUGCCCCAUGAUGAAACAUACUGUGACCCUGCGUCUCUGUUCCAUGUUUCUAAUGAUUACUCAUUCAUCCGAUAUUACACAAGGACCAUUUAUCAAUUCCAGUUUCAGGAAGCCCUUUGUCAAGUAGCUAAACAUGAAGGGCCGUUGCACAGAUGUGACAUCUCAAAUUCCACCGAAGCUGGGCAGAAGCUGCUUAAUAUGCUGAGCCUUGGAAAAUCAGAACCCUGGACCUUAGCACUGGAAAAUGUAGUAGGAGCAAGGAAUAUGGAUGUCACACCACUGCUCAACUACUUUGAGCCCUUGUUUACCUGGCUGAAGGACCAGAACAGGAAUUCUUUUGUGGGCUGGAACACCAACUGGAGUCCUUAUGCUGACCAAAGCAUCAAAGUGAGGAUAAGCCUAAAAUCAGCUCUUGGAGAUAAAGCCUACGAAUGGAAUGACAAUGAAAUGUUCUUGUUCCGGUCAUCUGUGGCAUAUGCCAUGAGGGAGUAUUUUUUAAAAGUCAAAAAUCAGACGGUUCUUUUUGGGGUGGAGGAUGUAUGGGUGAAUGAUUUGAAACCAAGAAUCUCCUUCACCUUCUUUGUCACUGCACCUAAUAAUGUGUCUGACAUUAUUCCUAGAGCUGAAGUCGAAGAGGCCAUCAGGAAGUCUCGGAGCCGUAUCAAUGAUGCUUUCGGCCUGGAUGACAAUACCCUAGAGUUUCUGGGGAUUCAGCCGACACUUAGCGCUCCUUACCAGUCGUCUGUCGCCACAUGGCUGAUUGCUUUUGGAGUUGUGAUGGGACUGGUAGUGGUUGCCACUGUUGUCCUGAUCUUCACUGGGAUCAGAAAUCGAAAGAAGAAAAAUCAAGAAAGAAGUGAAGAAAAUCCUUAUGCCUUCGUGGAUGUUAAUAGAGGAGAACAUAAUCCAGGAUUCCAAAACAGCGAUGAUAUUCAGACUUCCUUUUAGAAAAAUCUAUCUUUUUCCUUCUGAGGUGAUUUUAUUGUGUGCAAAUGUUAAUUUCAAAGCACAGAAAUAUGAGAUUAUAAAGAUGUCAUUAGAUAUCAAAACUAUGGCUCUGUUAGGAAAAGUCCAAAGACAACACGGCUGAGGAGGAGGCACUUUCAUUGACACUGUUUUCAGUAUUUAUUUCUGUUUUAGGAUUUAACUUCUAUUUCCUAAUAGGAAUGUUUAUAUUAGAGAAUAAAGUGUAUCUUUGGCCUCGCAGUCUGUUCAGGGAUAAUGUAAAUGUAAAUGUCUGUUGAAUUAGGGGCUGAUAAAAAAGAGGAUAUGUCACGGGAGCAAGCAUUGGAACUUGUAUGGAAUCUGGAUGGCUCGCUUGUAAGGACAGUGCCUGGGAACUGGGGGAGCUGCAAGGAUUGAGUAUAGCACACACUGUUCAAGUGUUAAGGAUGACAUACUUUCUACAUGUUAAUUUAAUCCAAGUACUAUAGUGACUUGCCCACAGUGAUGUUUAGAAUGGACCAUGCUUUCUUUCUUCAGGGUGACAGGUCUAAAGAGAAAAGAAUUCAGAGAGCAGGUAGAGGACAUUGUUUUUUCACUUUCAAGCUGCUUGAUCAACAUCUUCCUGACAACGUGAAAGUAGCACCAGGUGUCUCCAUGAACUCCCAGAGCAUGUCUGAUAGAAACUUGCUUCCAUUGUUCUUUAAUGGUGGAGUGAGUGGAAAUUUGAACUGAACAUUUUACCCUCUGAAGUGGGAACCCAAUCUCUUAAAUCUUUUGUGUUUGCCCACAGUGUCUGAGUAGUGCUGAGCGCAAAGCAGACACUCAAUGAAUGCUACAUUGACACAUUC
This is a messenger RNA of Propithecus coquereli (Coquerel's sifaka), 3564 nucleotides long. It is a transcript of the gene ACE2, whose product is annotated as angiotensin I converting enzyme 2. Gene Ontology annotation, biological process: proteolysis. Gene Ontology annotation, cellular component: plasma membrane. The coding region runs from base 239 to 2719 and encodes 826 amino acids. The transcript has 19 exons. The record is from RefSeq and is a predicted model, not a curated record. Gene Ontology annotation, molecular function: metallopeptidase activity; peptidyl-dipeptidase activity. NCBI's taxonomy places the organism in Eukaryota, Metazoa, Chordata, Mammalia, Primates, Indriidae.